AUGCCCCCCAAAAAAGUCAAGGCGCCAAAGGAGGAGGCUGCCGUCUCGCUCGGUCCUCAAGUCGCUGAAGGUGAACUCGUUUUCGGCGUUGCGCACAUCUUCGCCUCCUUCAACGACACUUUCGUCCAUGUUACCGAUUUGUCUGGGAAGGAAACCAUCUCUCGUGUCACCGGCGGAAUGAAGGUCAAGGCGGAUCGUGAUGAGUCCUCGCCCUACGCUGCCAUGUUGGCUGCUCAAGAUGUCGCUGCUCGCUGCCGUGAAGUCGGCAUCACUGCCCUCCACAUCAAGCUUCGUGCUACUGGCGGAACUGGCACAAAAACUCCUGGACCCGGUGCCCAGAGCGCCCUCCGUGCCCUCGCCCGUGCUGGCAUGCGUCUCGGACGCAUUGAGGACGUUACCCCCGUGCCCACAGACUCUACCAGGCGCAAGGGUGGUCGCCGUGGUCGUCGUCUGUGA
This is a messenger RNA of Cyclocybe aegerita, 456 nucleotides long. The record is from the annotation of a GenBank genome assembly. Lineage: Eukaryota; Fungi; Basidiomycota; Agaricomycetes; Agaricales; Hemipholiotaceae.